AUGUCUUCCAUGACGACUCUGGAAAGGAGUCUCUCCUGUACCUCCAGCACCUCUCUCUCCAUGUCCAGCCCUCGCCUGUCUGUUCGACGCGAGACCACACCGCCCGGCUCCGAACUAUCCCUCACCCACCUCCAUGACCGUAUGAACCAGUUGGACUCGCGGGUGCUCGAGCUGCGGUCCAACGUCCUGACCAAGGACGGCUACGUUGACCGCCGCAACCGCGAGGACGAACACAUACGCCGCGAAUUCGAGAAUCACCGUGCCAUCUCUCACCGUAUCGAUCUGAAUGUUGUUGCCCUUCGCUCCGAUGUUGAACAAAUUAAGACGAGUAUCUUCCAGUUGAAGUCCAGUAUCGGCCAAGCGGGUACUGAGACCGUGUUUCUGCGAGGAGAUGUCGAUCGUUUGCAGAAGAGCGUGGACCAGCUUCAGACGGAUGCUGAGCAGAUGCGAUCGGAUGUUUGUGCUGCGCGAAUUGAUAUCAGCAAGCUCCAAUCCGCCACGAACCAGCUUCGGACGGAUCUCAUCACUUUGGAGCACAAAAUCACUCGCCAGUUGCACGCAAUGGAUAUGAAUUUCACUAUGCGCAUGGAUGCCAUGGAGUCACGGAUGAGGCAUUCGGAGCGGGUCCGGUUCAACUCUCUGGCCCAUACGACACAUGCUCCCAUCAACCCUGUUCCCGUUAUUCUUGAUGACGGUGCCCUCGAAUGGCCCAAAUACUUCCCGCGUACUGUGUGGAGGUUCUGGUGCCUGAAGAAACGCAGUCGAGUUCAUCGUUUGGUUGAACUGGCCGAAUUUUACCAACUGGGUGGUUACCAGGAUUGGUGCCACAUGAAUCCCACUGAACUCUUCGCCGAUGAUAGCGAUUCCAGCAGCUCAAGUGAUGGGUCCAACAAUAUGACUCGUGAGGAAGCUGUUCGUCGCUUCCCGGAGGCCGCACACCAAGCACUGGCUGCCACUCUAGGCCUAGUGUACUAUAAAAUUCGCAAUGAAGUGGGAGAUGGUCCUCACGGCCAAGCUCCCAUCGCUCGUCCGCCGAAGAGGCAACAAGAGGAUGUCGUCUCUACCAGCACCAGCACCAAAUCCAAACCGGUGAAGAUGCCCCGUCGACCUAGUGUGUCGGACACAUUCCUCCACCGGCUCAUUACGGGACCCUCGAUUGCUUCAAAGUCAUCCACUUCCGGUGAGGAAAUGGACAAGCUGGGAUGGAACCCGUUCUCUGAUGUUUCGGAAGAUGCUAUGAGCAAACUCCGAUCCAUCGAUCCGCAUGAUAUUGGCAAUGUACUUCGUGCCCUCGAGCAGGGCCGGCUGAAGAUGAAGCCCAGCGGAUCUGAAAAGGCGAACAUGUCGCCGACCGAGUCAAAAGCUAGCCACCCCGUUGGCAAGACGAGUGUCCCUGGCGCCACGGCUCAGGAUGUACCUACUAUUCCGAACACCGUGCCAACCCAGCCACUAUCGUCUUCCGAGGCCGCCAGGGUCUCGGUGGCUUUCAAGGCUCCGGAACAAGUCUUCCAUGAAGAUGCCUCUUCAUCUGGAAGCACAAGCUCGUCGGAAUGA
Messenger RNA from Penicillium argentinense, 1554 nucleotides. RefSeq lists its product as uncharacterized. Lineage: Eukaryota; Fungi; Ascomycota; Eurotiomycetes; Eurotiales; Aspergillaceae. The transcript is spliced from 2 exons. The coding region runs from base 1 to 1554 and encodes 517 amino acids. The record is from RefSeq and is a predicted model, not a curated record.